Molecule: messenger RNA, 1989 nt
Organism: Cladocopium goreaui
Lineage: Eukaryota; Dinophyceae; Suessiales; Symbiodiniaceae
Source: the annotation of a GenBank genome assembly
AGCAUCGGUUCUUUCCACUGACGCCAUGGAAGUAGUUGUGAUCCCAGAUGCCGAAGAGCCAGAUGGCCCUCACAAUGAAAUGGUGGAGCUUGAGAACGACCUGGGAGGAGCCAUUGAGGUGAAGUUGGCUGGCGAUGGCAUUGUUGUGCUUGAGAACAACUUGGGAGCAGCCAUUGAGGUGACGUUGGACCAAGAGAUGAAGGUUCUCUACCCGCAGAAAAGUUGCGGCUUCGACAUCACCCGAGCAUCUGACAAGCUGAUGAAAGUUCACUGCAGGGAUGACCCCAGCAUCUUUGGGACUCGGCGCGUCGAAGACAGCUCGACGCUUCCUGCAUCGGAGAGUUUCGGGUCUUUCGGCGUUCAGGUCGCUAGUUUCUUGCAAAAGGAGCAGGAGGAGGUUGAUCGAGAGAAGUCCCUGCUGCGGAACCGGAAAAAGAGAAUGACAUGGGAACUGGAAAAAGAAACCCGGGCGCGUCUGUCUAUUCUGUCUUUUGUUAUCCCCUUGUUGUUCUCCUGCGCAGCAUUGUUCUUAGGCCUGCUGGUGCUAUGGACGUGUUUGGACCCCGAAGACUACGAGGACUCCCCAGUGCUGCUGUGCUUGGGAGUGGUGCUGUCGCUGGCUGGCCUGUGCAUCAGCAGCUUCAGUGCUCAGACUUUUGGUCUCAGCUGUUCAGGUCCACGACAGAAAAAGUUGGCGCGUUAUGGAAGCUUCGCCUGUUUGGUCCUGGGCGGCCUUACGGUGAUCAUAGCCAUCGUGAGGUAUUUGAUGGCUGGAUUCUGGUGGACCGUGCUGGCAGCUGGACUGCCGUGCUGUUGCAUGUCUACUUUGGUGUGUGUGUUGUCGUUGUUCGCCUCCUCCGAGAAGGCUAUCAUGACCUUUGAGAGGAUGGACGAGCAGGCAGUUGCCCAGCGCACCAUUGUGUUUCUAGGCGAAGUUCUUCCAGGCACCGGCAAAUGUGUGUGCUCAUGGCCAGGCAAAUAUCAGUCUGCUUGGGACGCCCUGGUCACAGGUAGCCGCAGUGGCGACAUCAGUGCAGCAGUGGUCUUCCUGCCCGAGGGUUCAAAGGAUUUCGGCAGCCACGACACAAUUCCCGAAAAGGAAAAGCUAGAGGGGAGGUGCUGGUGCAUUCCCCUUUAUGGGGAGCGAAAGCCGUGGGGUUGCCGUUGGUGGACAAAGUGGAUAGCAAACAUCGAAAGAGCGCAUGAGGAAGGCGCGGAAAUGCAGGUGUAUUUCUUCAAGGGCAUGAAGGGUAGAGGGAAAGUUGUGGAUUUCUCAACGGCUGGUAAGGAGCACUUGAGACGAGAAGCCAUUCAAGCCAAGAAACGGGACUUCUUCCAGUCGCAAGCAUUUUCCAACGCAUGCGACGAAGGGAUUGAAGGCCUUUCGAAAGACCCACGUGGAGACUCUUCCUCACAGUACUCGCGCGAGGUGCAACGGCUCUUUUUGGCGUGGCUUCCAGAGGAAGAACGCGACUUCAUGGAGGUAUCUGAAGGUCUUGGGAAUUCACAGAAGGCCGAAGUAGCAUGGCUUGAACGGAAGGGCUAUGCCUACACAGAAGUCGAAGUGGACAUCUUCCGGUGGCUUCAGUAGGUGAUGUGUUGACUUAUCCGCUUUGGAUUCUAAUUGGUCCAGCGUUGAUCCAGGGCAGUUGGCCAAGCCACUUCUGGGAGGAGACUGGGUUGGUCCCUUACCGGUUUCUGCCACAGUUUCACAGCAAAAUGAAGCAAUCUGUUGACUUGGUGGCGCAGACUGGCAAUUCGACCAGCAAACUCAGUUCAGCUUACGCGCGGACAGGGCAUGUGCAAAUCCUCAUUUGAUUUACCUGUGCCACCACUGAAAUGGAAAAGUAGGUGAUGAAAAAGUUACCGACUUUAACUUUUUAUACUGAGAUUCUAGUUGAUUCAGCACGGCAGUUGGCCAAGCCACCUGCUUCUGAGUCUGAGGAAACUGCGCUGGUCCCUCACCGGUUUCUGCCAAAGUUUCCGAGC